ACCAUUCCUGCAUUCCAGCACUAGCGCUGGCCGCGACAGAUCACGGUUCUUUCAUUUACACCUUCGGAGACUAAUACUACGAAUCCGUCAUUGAGCGUGCGUGUCUUAGGUAUCUAGAUCGCACUAUUGGGGGGUUGAUGCUCGAUUCCUAAACUGGCCAGUUGGCUUCUUUGUUUUCGCUGGCACCGUGGGACUUGGCGUUGCCCUGGAGACGAUCAGAUUUGAACGGUUGCUUCCGUCUCUGACGAAAGUCAGUGGGAAUCAGCAAAAUCCGGAUUCUCGCUUCAACUCUGAAGUGCCAGUUCAGUGUCCACUGUCGACCGCCAAUCGACUGCAGUGGCUUCUCUUUCUCCCCCGGAUUUUUUUCUGCCGCAACACCCUCCAUCCAUCUUCAUCUUCAUUCCCUCCCACACACCAUUACCCCUCUUUCCUCCCGUUUGGUGGCGUUGAUCAUCAUCAGGAGCACUUUUCAUCAUGGCGGACGGGUUGGAUUAUCUGGCUCCCGACUUCGAUCUGAAUUCGCUUACCGUACCGCGUCUUCGGUCCAUCCUUGUUAACCACGAUGUUCCCUAUCCAGCCUCAGCCAAGAAGGCGCAACUCAUCAGCCUUCUCGAGACAGAGGUCUUGCCUCAGGCCAAGAAGUUAUUGCGCGAGCGGGAACGGGUGAGGCGGACGAGUGAGGGAAUCACGGAUAUGGGCAGUCGCGCGUCAUCCGUGGUGAGCGAUUAUAACGACCAAAAUCAUGAAUCUGGCAGAGAGUCGAUGCCUCCCCCGCCUACACCCUCCACUGUUUCGACAGCUACUGGCGGCCGGCGCGCACGCUCCAAGUUGAGCACCAGAGCAUCAACGGUGGACACGGAGGAUGCACAUGUGUCGGCCACGCCUUCUACGAGCUCUAGAAGAGCUGCCCCCAAGUCAACUAGCAAACGCUAUCGCGCGUCUGACACGGAAUUGCAUGAUGACCUGUUGGCCACUCCGGUCCCGUACAACACGGCUACGCCCCGAAAAUCUUCCCGCAAACCACGCAAAAGUGAAAUGACCCCUGCUGCCGAACCGCACCAUGAACCUGAACCGCACCCUGAACCAGAUGCUGAACCGAAGACACCCUUUUCAGCAAUCAAGCUGGAACCCAAGGAAGAGAGUGUUUUUACGGAUGACAAUCCCUUCCAAAGUGGAUCGCCAGCCCGUUGGGAGCACCGAAGCCCAAGGACUUCUAGUAUUGGCCGCAAGAGCGUCUCGCGAUUUUCUUUGGAGUCCCCUGCUGCAAGCAACGGCCUACGUCCCAGGAGAUCGGUAACACCAAUGGAGAUGCAUGCCGACCAUGGGUUUACUCCGUCAAAGCGAUCCUCCUUCGAAUUUCCCAUCCCCAAGCCCAGGUCCCCCCAGCAGUCCAUGGAGGUGGACAAAUACGAGGAUAGCGAUAGUGAGAUCAGUGCCGGUGAAGAGUUCACGCCUGAGGAGCAGUUGGCGCUCGAGGAAGACCGGGCUCACCUCAUGUACCCGCCCAGCAUCCCCAGCACUCGGCCGCAGAAACCGCGGACAGCGAGUCGUGCUGCGCCUUGGAUAAUUAUAAUCGCUCUUUUCGCUAGUUUUGGUGCUUGGUGGCGCAAAGAAAAGAUAGAGAUUGGAUUCUGCGGUAUUGGAAAGCCUACCUGGUCAUUGGCGGAAACCCGGGUACCUGAAUGGGCCAACGUCCUCGAACCGCAGUGCGAACCAUGCCCUCCUCAUGCUUUCUGCUACCCCAACUUUGAGGCUCGCUGUGAGCAUGACUUCAUCCUCAAGGCACACCCUCUCUCCCUGGGUGGAUUGGUGCCUCUUGCACCAACGUGUGAAGCCGACAGUGAAAAGGCACGCCGAGUCAAAGCUGUUGCCGAUAGAGCCCUUGAGACUCUCCGGGACCGCCGGGCCAAGUGGGAGUGCGGUGAAACUGCGCACGGCGACCAGGCUGAAAAGGGUCCCGAGAUCAGUGAAUCCGAGCUGAAGCAGGAAGUUGGCAACAAACGCCGUAAGGGGAUGAGUGACGCUGAGUUCGAUGACCUGUGGAAGGGAGCGUUGGGCGAGGUCGUUGGCAGAGAGGAAGUUGUCACUCGAGUCCAACAACCAUCUUCUGUCCUCACCCUCACGUCCACCUCCGUCAGCCGGAUCCCUCUCACCUGCGCGUUCCGCCGCUACGUCCGACUCUCUCUCCUCGCGUAUCGACUCCCUAUUUCAAUUCUGACUCUGGCCGGAUGUCUGAUUCUUUAUGUUCGCUCGAAGAUUCGGGCUCGGCGCUCGGAUAUGGCUCGAGUCCCCGAACUCGUGGCCACAACGCUCGACCGUCUCGCAACCCAGGCGGCUUUACAUGCUCGCGGGGCGGCCCGAGAGCCGUACAUUCCCAUUGGACAGCUCCGUGAUGAUGUCCUCCGGUCUGAACUGCGAGGAAGUCGGCGCGAGGGGCUUUGGAAGCGUGUGCGCAGUAUCGUCGAGGGCAAUGCCAAUGUUCGGGCUGCGGUGCGUGAAGGUCGCGGAGGAGACGUUGCUCGCGUGUGGGAAUGGAUUGGGGGGAUCGCCAGCGUCCGCAACGAGAUUGAGAACAGCAGCACCAGCACCAGCACUGGUCGAGAUGUGCACAAAGUGCAUUUCUCGCCUUCAUCACCUGAGGACGGUCGUCUCCUGGCCAGCCAGGAUGCUACGCCUGUGCCGCGAAAAUGGGAUGAAGGCCGCCCUAUUUACUGA
Molecule: messenger RNA, 2715 nt
Organism: Aspergillus homomorphus CBS 101889
Lineage: Eukaryota; Fungi; Ascomycota; Eurotiomycetes; Eurotiales; Aspergillaceae
Product: putative sister chromatid separation protein (Src1)
Exons: 2
Coding region: 475-2715 (746 amino acids)
Cellular component (GO): nuclear inner membrane
Molecular function (GO): chromatin binding
Source: RefSeq, a predicted model, not a curated record